UUAUUGGAUUUUGAUAUGGGGAGGAAGGGGGUGAAUUUGGGUGGUAGCAAAUUUGCUUUCACUGUGGAGAAUUUCCGUUCCCUUUGCACAGGUGAGAAAGGCUUUGGGUACAAGGGUUCUGCCUUCCAUCGUGUGAUCAAGGAUUUCAUGAUUCAAGGAGGGGACUUCGAUAAGGGCAAUGGUACUGGAGGCAAAAGCAUUUAUGGGCGUACAUUUAAAGAUGAGAACUUUAAGUUGCUUCAUACUGGACCAGGAGUUCUUAGCAUGGCAAAUGCAGGCCCCAAUACCAAUGGAAGUCAAUUCUUCAUAUGCACAGUACAGACGCCAUGGCUAAAUGGGAGGCACGUUGUGUUUGGGCAAGUUUUGGAAGGCAUGGAAAUUGUUAGGCUGAUCGAGUCGCAGGAGACAGAUAGAGGUGACCGUCCUACAAAGAAGGUAGUCAUUGCUGACUGCGGAGAGCUUCCAGUAGCCUGAUGAAGAUCACUUUUAGAUUGCUUUUCCCUUCUGCAUCUUUUUGGGCUUAUGUACUAUCUUGUAUCUACCCAGUCAGAGGCCUUUGUUUCAGAUUUCGUCCUGCGUGGAACGUCAACUUUUUCUUUGUGUCUGUAUUCCUGAUGGUAGAGUUUUGAGAACUGGGAGUUGUAGCCGAUUAGGAAAACUUGUUUACCAAAUGAAUGUUGAAGGAUGUUUUAGAACCGCGGAUGUGAGAGUUAAA
Rosa chinensis is the source of this 715-nucleotide messenger RNA. RefSeq names its product photosynthetic NDH subunit of lumenal location 5, chloroplastic. NCBI's taxonomy places the organism in Eukaryota, Viridiplantae, Streptophyta, Magnoliopsida, Rosales, Rosaceae. The record is from RefSeq and is a predicted model, not a curated record. Gene Ontology annotation, molecular function: peptidyl-prolyl cis-trans isomerase activity. Bases 16 to 474 code for a protein of 152 amino acids. Gene Ontology annotation, biological process: protein peptidyl-prolyl isomerization; protein folding. The transcript is spliced from 6 exons.